Salvelinus namaycush (lake trout) is the source of this 2098-nucleotide messenger RNA. Its product is annotated as mitochondrial import inner membrane translocase subunit Tim23-like. Gene Ontology annotation, cellular component: mitochondrial inner membrane; TIM23 mitochondrial import inner membrane translocase complex. Gene Ontology annotation, biological process: protein import into mitochondrial matrix. Gene Ontology annotation, molecular function: transmembrane protein transporter activity. Lineage: Eukaryota; Metazoa; Chordata; Actinopteri; Salmoniformes; Salmonidae. The transcript is spliced from 7 exons. Bases 321 to 944 code for a protein of 207 amino acids. The record is from RefSeq and is a predicted model, not a curated record.
CGUAAUCGCCUGUCAGUGGUCGCUUUACGGUAGAUCGUGGCGGUCAGAGAAGCAUGAUGAAAAGACUAACCCAACUAUAAUUUACAAAAAGCUGAUCAUUUCAAUAUCUAACUACCUACAGUAAGACAGUGUACAACACUAUUGAAAGGUAAACAUAUUGCUGCGUUUAAGAUACUAGGAAAUAUCGCCAACGUUAUUGCUUUUGGCUUGCAUCAUCACGUUUGGUCAGCUAGGCUAAUGUUAGCUAUUUAGCUAGUUAACCCAACCAGCAUCUCCAGUCGGAAGCGUUCGCCGGGUGAGUCUCCAGAUCGUCACCAUACAUGGACAAUAACGCCCCUGGGUCGGGAGGGAAAGGCGGCCUCGGGAGUCUCUUUGUAGGCAGCGAAUACUCCAACACAGAGCUCGCCGGAGUCCCAUUGACUGGAAUGAGCCCCCUGUCGCCUUAUCUUAAUGUUGACCCCCGCUACCUCGUACAGGACACAGAUGAGUUCAUCCUGCCAACAGGGGCCAGUAAAACUAGAGGGAGGUUUGAACUGGCCUUCUUCACCAUCGGGGGCAGCUGUAUCACAGGAGCUGCGUUUGGGACAGUGAAUGGUCUGAGGAUGGGGUUGAAGGAGACCAGAGAAAUGGGCUGGACUAAACCUCGUAACGUCCAGAUUCUCAACAUGGUGACCAGACAAGGUGCAUCCUGGGCCAACACUCUGGGCUCUGUUGCGUUAUUGUACAGUAUAUUUGGCGUGGCCAUAGAGAAGGCUAGAGGAGCAGAGGAUGACAUCAACACUAUGGCUGCUGGGACUCUCACAGGCAUGCUGUUCAAAUCCACAGGAGGGCUGAAGGGAGUGGCUCGUGGUGGUCUGGUGGGGUUGGCCAUGUCUGGUGCCUAUGCUCUCUACAGUAACUGGGACCAUAUCAGAGGCGGCUCCUCUUCUUCAAAUCUCUACUGAACACAUCCCUAUCUAUUGCGUUUCAUCCAAAAUUCCACCUUAUUCCCUACUUGGUGUACUACUUUUGGCCAGAGUCUCAGGGAAUAGGUUACCAAUACUCAAACACUCCCACAUAUCACCAGCCCCUCCCCUUGUUCACUUCCUGACUUGAGAGGGUUCUGGGGUAUUGGAGGCAUGACUGAGACAUCAUUAAACCAUGGACUAAAUGACCUCCAAGAAACACCCCUCUCUACACACAACUGCCCUUGCUGCCCCCUCCCCCAGCCCUGUCCUUCUGGGUUACCUCCCUUCUCACCCACACAGAUCUGAAAAGGCCUCACACUAUUUCCAAGGGGUUUAUGUGUUAUUGUAUUGGGAACUGUUUUUAGAAAUGUAUCUUUUGUUAUAUUAUUGCUACGUCUAGUAGCCUGGAAGAGGGAAAGAGUCAUGUAAAUAGUAUGUCCAUGUUAAGAGUAAAUGGAUACUGGGGCCCUGUUGUAAUCAUUUUUACAUGCCUCCUCCCUCCCUGAGAAGUAAUCACUGAUCUGACAUGACUGGAGUGAUGAAAACAAUUCAGUGGAAACCGGUUUACAGCUAUCCAGUCAUGUCUGGUCAGUGAUAACUUCAAGGAGGGGAAGGGUGGAUGUAUCUGAACAUGUCGGCUGGUGUUACUGACUGGUUAUUUUACGAGGUUGCCCACUUGUUAGCCCCCUCAGGUAAAGCCAAAUGGUUACUACAGGGAGCGAACGCAAGGUUGCUCAUCUAAGCAUGGUUCAUUGAACCACCUCUGCAACACUGGUCUAAGACCCAACCAGAGAGCUGCUGGAAGCCAUGAUUGUAGUCCUCUGCUUUCAUGUGACUGUGGGUUGUAGUCCUUCAGAUACAGAACAAGACUUCUCAUGAAGCUGAAGAGCAAAGAGACAUUCAUCCCAGCACACCCUACCAAGGCCUUACAAUCAAUACUGUUGUAAUGUAUUUAUUCAUAGUGGGUACUAUUUUCCUGUUAAGAGUUGGAGUCGAUGCUGGCCUUUCUAAAAGUUACUUCCAAACAAUACUGGAAGUGUCUGUAUUAUCUCUUUGUGUCCUUGCCUGUUAAGCCCACUGUAAGAACAAUACAACAAACAUUCAAAAUGAGAAUAUGUUGCCUUGGGUCUUUGUCAGUUGUGCUCAUGCUG